AUGGAAAUCCCUCACCCAUCAUUUACUGUUCACAAUUCUGGUCGUGGUUUUUUACCCCUUAAAUCUGGUGUCAAAGUGAUUGCCACACCGGAAACCGAAACGUUUGUGAUCAUGUGUGCGUGUGUUUGCGAACCAUAUCGAUCGGUACUGUUAUUACCCUCUGAACAAUUGAGCUAUCCGCUGGUACAUUCACAACGGGCUAAUCCCGAUUUCUCAUUCACAUUCUGGGAAAACUCCUCCGACCGAGGCUCCCCUAGUCCAUCCACUUGUUACUUGGCUGGCUCACAUUCGGAUCAUUCUACCACCCCAUUGGCUCCGUCCACACACAAUAACCAACCCCGAUUUGUACAUCGUGCUCCGCCACCAGUUCCCGGAACAAAUGGCAAUCGAUCCCGUGAACCGGACCACCCUUAUCCCCAUUCUGCUCCGCCUUCGUCUCAUCAUCAUCUUCAUCAUCACCACCACUCGACCUCGAACAUCACGCAUUCAAGCGGCAGCACUGCACCUCGCCCCGUCGUAAUUGAUGCACUGUUGCGUCUGUUAGUUUACCACUGCACGGAUCCGGAACCGAACCAGCCAAAUGGUGUGCGCUCAUCCAUGUCGGAAGAUCAACGAGCCGUGCUCGAUCGACUGUAUCGUGCGCUGUGCACAAACCCGUCGGGGACGGGCGCCGCGCUGGGACGAGCAUAUGCGUCCCCGGAUUGGGCUGACGCAUCUGGUGUUAUACCUCCCCUCGCACGACGCCUCUUACCCCAUCUGAUACGUAUAGCCUAUACGGAACUGGUCUCCAGCGAAGACGGUUGGGGUGAGGAUCGUUCUGGGUUGUCAGAAAAGAACAACGGAGAAUCCGACACACACGGACGACAUUCUGAUCGACCGAUGGAGUUGGCGGCCAUACUCCGUUUGGUUCCAGUCUACCAGACAGACACAAGUCUUUGUGAACGUGAUAUCGGUAUUGUACGCCUGCUGGCCACAAUCCACGCCUAUUCGACAACCCAAACUGGGCGUAUGGAACGCCUGCGUGCGGUACAAGCAUUGACCAAUGGUACUCCUGCUACCACAAUCACAGAGCCGAAUUCCUCAAGCUCCAGCUCGGGAUCAGCCUCCUCCUCCUCCUUGGUGCGCACCCCAGCCCCGAUCGAACCGGCCCCGCGUUGCCCGGUUGCCGAAGUGGCCGCACUCGUGCGCCUGUCCUUCCACCCGGAACACAGAACAGCGAUUUGCGAGCUGGGUGGUGUGCAUGCUCUGAUCGCCCUACUUCGUUGCGAACAAACACUCUGGUCUGAUCCGAUGCUCCAUGCUCUCCGAACAAAUCAAUCGGAUUACACCCAGCCGCCCGGUCCGCGUCCGAAUCCGGUCAACGCACCACCACCACCACCUGCCACAAAUGUGUCCGGCACUCGUCCCGGGGCGGAACAUCUGCUCGAGACCAGCCUCGCGUUGCGUCGAUACAUUUGCAUGGCAUUGACCAACCUGACAUAUGGGGUUGCUGCGAACAAGGCAUUACUGUGUCGUCGAUUGGCUAAUUUAGAAGCGCUCCUCGCUCAAAUGGAAAUCGGCAAUGAAGAGUUGAAACAGGUUUCAGCCAGUGUAUUGCGUAAUCUGAGUUGGCGAACGGACGCUCGAAGCAAGGUGGCCUUGCGGCGUGUGAAUGCACCACGACGCUUGACCCUGGCCGCAAUGACCUCGCAUCGGGACAGCACAUUACGAACCACUUUGAGCGCAUUGUGGAAUCUAAGUGCUCAUUGUGCCCACAACAAGCGCGCCGUGUGCAGAAAAAAAAAAUCGGUUGCCGAUCCAGAAGAGUAUGCAAACACCAAGAGCAAAAUCUCAUCUGUUGAAGUUGUGAUAUAA
Messenger RNA from Echinostoma caproni, 1854 nucleotides. Lineage: Eukaryota; Metazoa; Platyhelminthes; Trematoda; Plagiorchiida; Echinostomatidae. The record is from the annotation of a GenBank genome assembly.